Molecule: messenger RNA, 2986 nt
Organism: Pyrus x bretschneideri (Chinese white pear)
Lineage: Eukaryota; Viridiplantae; Streptophyta; Magnoliopsida; Rosales; Rosaceae
Exons: 9
Coding region: 740-2611 (623 amino acids)
Biological process (GO): maturation of LSU-rRNA; maturation of 5.8S rRNA
Cellular component (GO): preribosome, large subunit precursor; Las1 complex
Molecular function (GO): endonuclease activity
Source: RefSeq, a predicted model, not a curated record
CAAUCGUCUUCCUGUCCUUGCCUAUGUGCAGAAUCCGUCUCUAUUCCAUCACUUCUCCGGCGACCCACCCUUAUCCUUUACUUCUCCGGUGACCCCACCCCAAUCCCCCACUUCUCACCACAAAAUAAGUUGAUGAUAGUCUGAAAUAUCUCGAAAAGAAAUCAUAGAUAAUGGAUACUAGCAUAUGUGCACCUAAUUUGUUAUCUUCCUCGCGUACAUGCACCCAAUUCGCAGUAUAAGAGAGGGAUUCGGGGUGAGUUACUGGAGAAGAGAACGAUUAGGAGUGGGAUCACCGGAGAUGAGAGGGAUUGGAGGGGGGUCGCCGGUGAGAAAUUGGGCUGCUCUGGAUCCGUGAGAGAUGGGUUGACAGUGGAAAAGGGCAGUCGGAAGGUCAGAGCGAUGGAGGCGUGAAUGAAUCUGGGUGUUUGGUUGCUGGGUUGUAUGACAGAUGUUAGAAUACUAUUGGGCCAUGUAGGUGGUCAGUAAAAUUGUGAUACUGACUGUUCAGUACCUAAGUAUUGUCCAAAGAAAAAGGCCCAGUGAGUGUAGUCCCUAAAACCCCGAGCAAAUCUUCGCCGACACCAUCAUCGCUCCGUGUCCACUCACUAAGCCCGCCCGUCUCUAUUGAGUGAAAGCCGUUUCCUUCCCGCCGCCGGCUCAGACGGUCACAGUGUUAUAUCUCGGUUUCUCGCGGCUGAGUUGGCUGUUGUGUAGAGGUAAAGCGAGUGGAAGAGUUGUAAUGGAAGAACUUUUGGGGUACACGGAAGAAUCAAGAGAUAAUGAGGAGUUGGGUAUAUCAAAGUCGUCAUCAUCAUCACCUUACAGCUACAAAUUGGUGCCUUGGUUGAGUUGGGACGAGUGGCUCUUUGUCGAAAAAUCUCUUUUCUCUAAUUCACCUGAUUUUGUGGCUUCCGCUUUGAGAAGAAUAUCAACAUGGAGAAGCAGAGGCUGUCUUCCUAUUACGAUUGAAGUUACAGCAUCAAUUAUUGAAAUUCAACGAAAAGAUCCUCACUUUAGAAAGGACCUGUCAAAUGAUGCUUUAGAUAAUUCCAGAACAGAUCAAUCACUUGAUGCUUCACUUUCAGAGGAAAUGCUGGCCAUGUUAUAUUGUAUGGCAAUCAUGAGGCUUGUGAAUGGUGUGGUUGAGAAGACACGGAAAAAAACAGAGGUGUCAAUUGCUGUGGCUGCUGAUGCAAUUGGCAUUCCACGUACACUGAUUGAUGUUCGUCAUGAGGGAUCUCACCGUGAACUUCCUGCACUUGACGUUGUUCGUACUGCUUCAGUUAAGGCCCUUGAUUGGUUGAAGUGUUAUUACUGGGAGCCUCAGAAGAAGGAAAUUCCAUUUCAUGGUAAUGAAACUGAUAAUAUCAGAAUUGAAAUAAGGUCUAAAUUGCAUGAAUUGGCCUUCUCCUUAAGAGUUAAGACGACUCCUCAAUCCCAUUCUUCAAAUGUCAAGAAAAAGCGCGGUUUAAAAAAAGACCGUAAAAGGAUAUUGAAAAGUCUUAUUGGGCUGUAUUCUUCCUUCUCCUCAGAAGUUGUUUCUGUACUGUUGGAGUUCUUGUUGGAGGCUAUAAAUUCCUCAGACUCCUCGGAGCUUCCAGUAAACAUCCAAAGUGGCCCAAGACUACUUAUUUCGUUGAAUGAGUGGAAGCUUGUGAUAACAAAAUUUUCAAACAAGGAACCAGAGUUGCUUCUGGCUCUUCUGAAUGCAGUUCUUGAUAUGAUUGAGACUCGGGAAACAGUGAUAUAUGAGACGGGAGGAGGGAUUUCCACAUCAUCAGGCCGCAGGGCUGAGGUACUCCAAGUUGAACACCUUUCUUCUCUGUUUGCGUGGCUCGUUCAAAAUUUUGAAGGAUUAAAGCCUCGCCAUGAAAUGGACUCUGCAGCCGAAAUCAAAGUUUCUUCAGCAGAAAAAACUAUCUCAAAAGCAAUUCUGAUGGAACUCCUACGUAAAUGUCUUAUUGUAUCAGCUUCUGCUAAUAAAAAGCUCACGGAUUCUGCCGCCCAUCUUGCACAGCUGGCUGGGGACAGCUGCCUAGUGGGAAAACUGCACAAGCUCUCUUCGUUUGUUUCAUCAAAUUCAGAUGGUACUGAAGAAGAUACUGUUCAUAUAAAUUCAAAUAAUCAAUUUAAGAAGCAAGAAGAAUCUAUAAGUCAAGCAGCAGAGAAGCUAGAGCUGAUUAAACGUCGCAUAGUGAAGAGCAAAGUAGCGAAGAGGAUCGAUGCUGAUGUCGGAGACACUGACAGAUGGGUUCUGGCAAAAUCAUGGAACCCGUGUCCAAUUGGAAUGUUGCCUCGAGCUGUGGGGUCUUCUGGCCGCCUUCCUGUUCUGGACGUUAAUGUCCCGGAAAAGGUUCCUGAGUUACUAGGAAGAAAAGAGAAGUGGGAGUUGAACCAAUGCAGUGUCAAGAGACCUAGUUCCGAUAUGCAGCUCCUAGAUAACCCAUGUGUUAAGAAGAUGAGGGCGGCAGUGGAUGGUUCUGCGUCGGAAGGUGAGGAUGUUUCAUCCUGGGAAGAUGUCGACGGACAUCUCAUGAUAGGCGGGGUGUGGAAAAAAGUCGGGGAAGAAGAGCUGCUCGCCAUCAAGUCUGCUGUGAGGAUAUUAAUCUAGCCGCCGACGGCCGCCGACAUUUUUCAUCCGUGGACUAGAAGGGUAGAUUAAAUUUUGGAAAACUAAUGAAAAAAACUUUAAAACUUUGAGUUUUAACUAUAAGAACAAAAUAAAAGGUAAAGUGAAUAGUAUCAGAUUUGACUUUUUAAUGUAAAAAUAUGAUUUUUCGUUAAAAUGAACAGUACUGCAAGCUUUUCGUUAAAACUUUCAUUAAAUUUUGGAAGAGAACUGUGUUGGCUCGUAGGAUAAGCUUCAAAUCUGGGUUACAGUAGUUUUGGUUUAUAUUUUUCAGUGAUUUGUCUUUUGUAAUUUAAUUAAGAGGCUGUUGGAUGAUUAUUUAUCACUCUUAAUCUUAUGCUAUUCAAGUAACACUAA